Molecule: messenger RNA, 371 nt
Organism: Candidula unifasciata
Lineage: Eukaryota; Metazoa; Mollusca; Gastropoda; Stylommatophora; Geomitridae
Source: the annotation of a GenBank genome assembly
AUGUCCAAGCUGGAGAUACAACUGGGUCUAAGUCACCCCUUCAAUGUGUAUUUAGUUCUCAACGUCAGUGAAAUUGAAAAUGUAUUUGUAAACCAAACGGUGGUCAGUAACACGAAUGACCACCGCAACGAGACAGUCUUUUUUCCUUUGGUCAAGCAGCCAGUUUACAUGCUGGUGGUGUUGUCCAUUAUGUAUGGUGCCGUGUUCUUCUGUGCGGUCAUUGGCAACAUAACUGUAUUGUGCGUUGUUCUGAAGGACAGGCGUUUUCACUCUGCGACUUACUACCUGAUCGCAAACCUUUCACUGGCGGACCUGCUCAUGGCUUUGAUUUGCCAGCCAAUCACACUGUCCUUGAAUAUCUUCAACGGUAG